This is a messenger RNA of Prorocentrum cordatum, 372 nucleotides long. The record is from the annotation of a GenBank genome assembly. NCBI's taxonomy places the organism in Eukaryota, Dinophyceae, Prorocentrales, Prorocentraceae.
AUGUGCAUCUCCUCCUCAAACCGUGAAUUCCCAGCCCUCCAGCCUCCCUGGCUUCCACGUCCUUGCCACUGUGGUUCAAGCACGUUCGGGUUGAUCCACUUCGGUCAUUUGCCCAGUGUUUUCUCUACAAGAAGACCGUCCGCCCCGUGCGGUAUGACAAGUUCCACGAACAGGGCAGUCGUAAUCCUUGCCAUUGCUCUUGUUGCCGUGGGUGCUCACGGACAAAGUCCAGAUGCUGCCCGGGAGUUCCAUGUCACGUUCCCUUUGCAGGAUCAUGUUGGCAACGUGUUGACGCCAAGUUUACUUGAAGGCCUGAAUCUCUUCACAAGCGACAUUGCGAAGCAUAUCCAGGAGCACCGCCGCGGCGGAUGA